AUGAAUCGGCUGAAAACUUCUGUUGGGUUGAUCGCCAAUUUACCCACGGAAAUCGCGACCACUCAUGAGGUUUUACAAUCGUCUGUUGACCGGUCGCAACAUAGCUCUGUGGCUACCUCUGUUGCUAGCUCAAGGCACUCUUCGUUUCCUGAAAACGGAAAAAAGAGAGCAGCAGGAUCAUCAACCCUCUCACGCAAACUGGCGACACAACAGAUUCAUCGAAAGAGACUUCUCAGAGCUACAGCAAUCAGUACAAAGAUGAUAAAUGAUACGAUCCAAUACCUCCAAACGGUAUCUGACCACAUCUUGAUCUCAGACACCAUUUACUUCAGGGAGUGGGCCACUAUGCAUCUCGCCACACGAUUGCUGCAGAUAUUAUCACAAGGGAGGAACUGGAGACAGAAGCCGUGCCCGAUAUAG
Messenger RNA from Penicillium atrosanguineum, 420 nucleotides. RefSeq lists its product as uncharacterized. NCBI's taxonomy places the organism in Eukaryota, Fungi, Ascomycota, Eurotiomycetes, Eurotiales, Aspergillaceae. The record is from RefSeq and is a predicted model, not a curated record. The transcript has 2 exons. Bases 1 to 420 code for a protein of 139 amino acids.